Messenger RNA from Staurois parvus, 365 nucleotides. The record is from the annotation of a GenBank genome assembly. Lineage: Eukaryota; Metazoa; Chordata; Amphibia; Anura; Ranidae.
GUGCACUGUGUCCUUCGGACACAGCGGAUCACCGAUCACGGAAAGAGCCGAAGAUGUCGGCUCGAUCAUGUGAUCAGCUGUGUCCAAUCACAGCUGAUCACUGAUCAUCAGGGCACUGAUGAUCAGUGUGCCCUGAUGAUCUAUGUAGCCCCAGCAGUGACACCUGUCAGUGUCCGCCAGUGCUCAUCAGUGCCACAUCAGUGCCUACCAGUGCACAUCAAUGCCACAUAUCAGUGCCCAUCUGAGCUGCCUUUCAGUGUCACCCAUCAGUGCCAGUCAGUGCUGCCUAUCAGUGUGCAUCAGUGCCGCCUAUCAGUGCCUGUCAGUGCCGCCUAACAGCGCCAGUCAGUGCCGCCUAUUAGUGC